AUGUUUAGCGGUUGUAGUGGAAACAUAAACAUUCUAGGGCUUGAUAAUAUCCGAGCUGUAAGUAAACGAGUCAUCGAAUCGCACUCGGGUCUUGGCAAGUCUGUGCUGUUUACUAACUCACUGUGGAUGCUAGAAUACACGAGAGGCAGGCUGACAAGAGGCCUUGUUUCCAGCGCUCGAGGUCAUGGCGUUUGCUUAAUUCAUUGUAAAAACACCGACCAAAGGAUUUGCAAAGAUCACGGAAUCGCACUCGGCCUUGGCGUGCCUGCACGACACGCAGCUUCGCUACCUCAAGUCGACAAACGACAUCAAAUACGCAAAUAUUUAGCAUCGGCAUAA
Molecule: messenger RNA, 339 nt
Organism: Morchella sextelata
Lineage: Eukaryota; Fungi; Ascomycota; Pezizomycetes; Pezizales; Morchellaceae
Exons: 9
Coding region: 1-339 (112 amino acids)
Source: RefSeq, a predicted model, not a curated record